CUCACCUCCCGCUUCCCUUGGUUGUUUUUGGAAACCUGGAUAGGGGAGAGGAGUCCCGAGCUAGAGGUCACUUUGGUGCCCUGGUGGUUGUGGGCAGCACCGUAGUGAAAGCGGUGAGCCAUGGCAAGUUCCAGCAGUCCAGCAAAAUGGACGCCGGAGGAUGAGUGGGCAUUGUCCCUGUUGAUGCAGAAGCGUAUGAACGCUGACACGACAGGAAGCUUUGGACCGCCAUCUUUGCCGGAGAAAGGAGCGCUGCAGUCCGCUGGCGCGAUGCAUGAUGGGUCAAAGAGACGAUGGGUGGCAGAACCGGAGGCAGCUUCAGAGUGGGAGCAAGUGAACACUGAGAGUGCACCGAGCUAUGCAGGAAAGGUGAGAAUGGAUGACACACUUUUCGAGGAAGCCCUAGUGGCGGCCUUGGACGCCUCUCCAGUGAUCGGCGCAGCCAGCCAGAAAGAGGCUGACAAUGACCUCCCAGUUGACCUCCCACCUGGUGUUGACAGCCUGACGCAGUGGGGACGCACCAUGAUGUCCUUUGGGCAAUACAAAGGGAAGUAUUGCUACCAUGAGAUCGCCAGUGGAGCAAGCUUCUGGGACUAUAAGAAGUGGGUGAGGACCCACAUCAAACCUGGAGCUAGCAAAGGAGCAGCUUUGGAUUUUGCAUCCUACCUGCGAGCGUAUGACAAAGAACAUGGGCGUUCACAGUUGCCGGUUUUUCCAGGAACAUCGAUUCCCCGGCAGUUCAAAGAUGCCUAGGGACCGAAGGGCAUCCAGAUGGAUUUGGAAUUGGCUAUGAGCCAGGCAGCGCUGGAAUUUUUGAAAGCAGCUUGGACCUGGACGCCUCUCGUGUGGUUUUGGUCUCACUCCAGCUCAAAAGGGGGUGUGAAAUUUGGAUGUGCGAGACGCACCAGAUGUGGCGAGCUGGAUGUUUUGUGUGCGACAAUGGCAUAUAUGGAUGCCAUAGUGGAAUCCAUGAAGAUGUGAGGAUUUUUGCAUGCUGAGUAUCACCAUCGGGUGAUGCUUAUUUGGACACCUUUGCAAUGAACUAGCAUUGCACCAGCAACAAGCUCUUCACGCACCAGGUAUCAUCAACGGAUGAUGCCAAGGUGAACACUUUUGCAGUGAUCUAGCAUUGCACGCCAAUAUCAUCGAAGAUGACAUUGGAACGAACACCUUUGCAACGGACUAGCAUUGCCCUUUUCAGGCACAAUGGUACGAAGUUUGUUUUUGGAAGAGGCCAUAAUUUCCAAAAGGCCAAAAGCUUUUGUAUGCAUUUUUGAAUGCGCGCAUCUCACAUUGUGAUCUGCACGCAUGAUCACAGCACGUACAGUGUGCAUAUGCUUUGCAUUUUGAAAGCAGUUUGCACGAUGUGUUUUGGAAGCACAUUUGAAUGUGUCAUGAACGUCGUUCAGUUUCAUGUAAAGAUGGAAACGAUGAACGCAGCUUUUGCACGCAGUCCGUUGAACUUUUCAACUUUUGGACGCCUUGCAAUGUUUUUUCUCUCAAGAAGGAGAGGCUCAAGCAGAAGUGACGAACGUCACGUUGGUUGUGAGUAA
Molecule: messenger RNA, 1553 nt
Organism: Durusdinium trenchii
Lineage: Eukaryota; Dinophyceae; Suessiales; Symbiodiniaceae
Source: the annotation of a GenBank genome assembly